Molecule: messenger RNA, 1680 nt
Organism: Ctenopharyngodon idella (grass carp)
Lineage: Eukaryota; Metazoa; Chordata; Actinopteri; Cypriniformes; Xenocyprididae
Gene: abi3b
Product: ABI family, member 3b
Exons: 5
Coding region: 585-1493 (302 amino acids)
Cellular component (GO): lamellipodium
Molecular function (GO): SH3 domain binding
Source: RefSeq, a predicted model, not a curated record
CAAAUUGCAUUAAUAAGAUUUUAUUUGUUUGUUUUUUCAAUCUACAUUCUCAUAAAUAGAGUAUUUUAGAGAUUUUACUUGAUAUUAUGUGAUCUUAAGUUUACAUUAGGCCUAAAAUAUAUAUAGUAUGUACUGAUAUAAAAAUGCUGUACGGCACUGAAAUAGGCCUAUUUACACUACACUCACUGGUAAGUAGUCUAGUAUUUUUUAUAAUGUAUGUGAAUGUCACUUCUUGUAAGGGUUUUGAGUAGAUUUAAUAACUUUAUUUUAUUAUUAUUUGCAAAAUAUACAAGUAUCACACUAAAAGUGGAAUACAUUUCAAAGCUCCAUCUCUAUUAAUUAUUCACAUGAAUAACUGAAAACACCUUUCUUCAGGCUGGACUCUUUUCCAGUCUUCAGCUUUGUGCUGUUUGUAUUGAGGGCAUACAUGCCUAAACAAGGCUGUGGUGCAGGACACAAGAAGUGUCAUUGAAGAGUCCAAAGCUCUCACCACGCAGGCCCUGGCCAGUGUCACAUACCAGAUAAACAAUCUGGCCACGUCUUUGCUGAAGCUUUUAGAUGCGCAGACGGUUCAGCUAAAACAGAUGGAGUCCUCCGUCAACAUGCUGACUCUGACAGUUAGCAUGUACAAGGAGAAAAUUGCCCGGAGAGAGAUCGGAGUGCUGACCAAACAGUCGAAAGUUCCCCGGACACAGAAGAUGGUUCCUCCAGCAGGAGGACUGGAGCCGUUUCGUGUGUACAGACGUGUUCCCAUAUCUUACACCCGCCUGGACAAACUGGGCCACAGCCACUGGGAAGGCAGCAAAAUUGAAGAGCCAAAAACCGAAGCAGACAACGAGGACUCUUCCCAACAACUUGGCACACAGCUGACCAGCACCUUCAACUGGUCUUUUGUGGGUAUCGCAGUUCCUCCUCCAUCAGUGCCUGACUGGGUGGGUUCUAGCUUCGCGGCUCGUCCUGAUCUCACUCCAGCUUCACCGUCUCCUUCACUCAAGUCUGACCGCUCCCCGUCUCUACCUCCAUAUGCCUAUCCCGACCUGUCCAUGCUGCCUCCUCCACCUCUCCCAGAUGAUGAGAUGGGAGACGCUCCACCCCCACCCCCUCCUCCCUCUCCACCUCCACCUAAUUCUGUGUAUGGAGGCUCUUUGGUUCCCCCUCCACCACCUCCACCUGGUCAAAAUACCUCAAUGUCAUCAGCAAAUCCUCCACCACCUCCUCCUCCCCCAGGUAACAUGGCUGUUCCACCUCCGCCACCACCCCCUCCUCCAGGCAAUGUGCCUAUUCCACCUCCUCCACCUCCUCUUCAGGGCAAAACGACUGUUCCACCUCCUCCUCCACCUCCUCCUAGCUCUGCCUACACUGGGUCUUCGCUACCUCCACCACCACCUCCACCUCCCCAAAAUGCCUCCAUGCCACCACCACCUCCUCCGCCUCCUCCUAAUACUGGAGGAAAAUUUGUUCCACCACCUCCUCCUGCACCGCCUCCAUUUUAAAUGUUGAAUUUCAAUGUUAAUUUUAUGCAAAAGACUAUAACAUUUGAUGGGAUAAUUUUUUAAUUAAAUACUAUGAAAUUUGCUUUAUAAAUGUUACAUAAAUAAAUGUUAUAAAUAUAAAUGCUUAUGGUGUAAAACAUUAAAUAAAUGCAAUGUUUUGUAUUAAGCAUAUUAAAGUGAGUAAUAU